CCAGAUUAUCUGCAAAUACCGAGGAAAGCUUUUUUCUGCCAAACAAUCUCAUUCACCAUUUGAUGUUGUAGCUUGGCAUGGAAAUUAUGUCCCUUUCAAAUAUGAUUUGUCAAAAUUUAUGGUCAUAAAUUCUGCCAGCUUCGACCAUUGCGACCCUAGCAUCUUUACGGUUCUCACUUGCCCAAGCUUUCGUCCAGGCACUGCUAUUGCGGACUUUGUAAUAUUUCCACCAAGAUGGGCUGUACAAGAGCAUACUUUCCGGCCGCCAUAUUAUCACAGAAACUGUAUGUCAGAGUUUAUGGGAUUAAUCUUUGGUAAAUAUGAAGCAAAAAAUAACGGGUUUUUACCUGGAGGCGCUACUCUUCAUUCUAUUAUGACACCACACGGUCCAGAUUAUCAAUGCUUCGAGAAUGCAUCUCGUGCAGAGUUAAUACCUGAAAGGGUCGCUGACAAUACACAGGCUUUUAUGUUCGAAUCAUCGCUGAACCUAAGAAUAACUAAGUGGGCAGAAAAAACAUGUCAAAAAUUGGAUGAACAGUAUUUUGAAUGCUGGAAAGGGCUGAAGAAAAAUUUUAAUAUUUAAUUUAGUUAAUAUUUGUAAGUGAACUUUAAAUAAUAGAAAGCAUUAAAAUCAGAA
Bactrocera tryoni is the source of this 637-nucleotide messenger RNA. Its product is annotated as homogentisate 1,2-dioxygenase-like. Gene Ontology annotation, molecular function: homogentisate 1,2-dioxygenase activity. Lineage: Eukaryota; Metazoa; Arthropoda; Insecta; Diptera; Tephritidae. The transcript has 3 exons. The record is from RefSeq and is a predicted model, not a curated record. Gene Ontology annotation, biological process: L-phenylalanine catabolic process. Gene Ontology annotation, cellular component: cytoplasm. Bases 119 to 583 code for a protein of 154 amino acids.